This is a messenger RNA of Cladophialophora psammophila CBS 110553, 1326 nucleotides long. RefSeq lists its product as uncharacterized. Gene Ontology annotation, molecular function: oxidoreductase activity, acting on paired donors, with incorporation or reduction of molecular oxygen; iron ion binding; heme binding. NCBI's taxonomy places the organism in Eukaryota, Fungi, Ascomycota, Eurotiomycetes, Chaetothyriales, Herpotrichiellaceae. The transcript is spliced from 5 exons. The record is from RefSeq and is a predicted model, not a curated record. Bases 1 to 1326 code for a protein of 441 amino acids.
AUGGCAGAAACAGCAAUCUGGUCGAAACCUUACCUUUGGGCGACAGUCGCCUUUGUCGUACUCGCCGUCUAUCGUCUAUUGCAGGUCGGCAAACGUGACCCUCGAAUGCCGCCGGGUCCGCCCACUGUACCAAUUCUAGGAAACGCUCACCAAAUUCCUCGCACCGGCCUCUACAAACAGUUUCGAGAAUGGGCCAAAGAAUACGGGCCAAUCUUCAGUCUCAAACUUGGCCCUUCGAAUGUCGUUGUUCUGUGUGAUCGAAAAGCGAUUCAUAAGCUUCUAGUUGAGAAAGGCGCAAUAUACUCAGAUCGUCCAGAGACCUACGUUGGCCAACUACUGACCAAAGGCGAUCAUCUGGCAAUCUCGCAGAUGGACCCUCUCUGGAGAGAAAAGAGAAAAGUCAUCGCGCACAACUUUUCGCCGAAGCCGUUGGACGAGAAGCACUUCCGAGUUCAGGAAGCAGAAGCCACAAUCCUGAUGAACAACCUCCUAACAACCCCGGAAGAUUUCUAUAGGCAGAUCAGGAGAUACACAGCGUCUGUGGUGAGCUCAAUCACAUAUGGGUAUCGCGGCGAAACCCCUGACUCAUUCUGGGCUCAAGUAAGUGAUUGGACAGCUGCCAUGGAACCUGGGGCCAACCCUCCGGUGGAUGAAUUCAAGUUUCUUCAAUGGACACCUAUGUCGAUGGCAUUCUGGAAACGUCGGGCCGUUGAAGCCGGCGCUGUGAUGGACCGUGUCUGGGGAGAGGCACGUCGCAGGAUCGACGAGAGACGGGCCAGGGGGGAGCGACGAAAUUGCAUCAUCGACACUCUUCUCGAUGAGUACGACAAGAAAGGAAUGCCAUUCUCGAAGCAUGGGUUCGACAAUCUGAUGGGUGAAUUAGUGGAAGGCGGUGCAGAUACUACGGCGGCUCAGCUUCUCACCUUGAUCCUUGCUUUUGGGCUCUAUCCAGAAGUCCAAGAAAAGGCCCAAAGAGAAAUUGACGCUGUUUGUGGCACCGAGAGAGCUCCUCUAUGGUCCGACUUUGACCAAUUACCGUAUAUCAACUGUAUUGUGAAAGAGGGCAUGAGAUGGCGUCCAGUGUUUGUUUUCACGGCUGACCAAGCAAUAGAUGACGUCUAUGAGGGCAUGUUAAUACCCAAGGAUACAACCGUUUUUCUACCUACUUGGGCCAUCCACCACUCUCCAGACAUUUACCCCGACCCAGAGUCCUUUAACCCAGAUCGAUAUCUCGAUCAUCAUAAACUAGCCAGCGAUUAUGCUGGAAGUCCUGACUGGGCAAAUCGAGAUGAGUUUACACUGAGAACCUACACACAAACUAUAUAG